UAACUGAACUGGGGCAAUGUGAGAAUUUAGAAAUAUGUACAGGGGAGCAUUCAGCUCAAAACUCCGGGCUUCGUGGGGCUCGCAAGUCCUAGGCUGGGGCCUCCAGGUGGGCACAUCUGGGAGGCUGAAUCUGCCAAUAGGCCCCCCUCCUGAGUCCAGCUCCGCAUCUGGGCGCCUCCGGCCCAGGUGCGCAGGAAGGAGGCUGUGGCUGUGUCGCGCAAAGCCCCUCACGGCCGCGAGGUGGCGCCAUAGCCGCAGCAGCGCCUGCCGGCCCGGGCCGCUCCAGAUAAGAGUGUGCGGAAAGCGCGGCGGGGCUGAGACGCGACCAGGACGCGGGGAGGACGGACCAGCAGGACAGACCGACCGGGGGCCCGGCGGGCGGAGGGCAGCGCAGCCACGUCCCCCCUGGAUCCGCCGGCAGCCGGGCCCGGGGCUUCCGACAUGCCCCCCAGGAGAUUGUGCUGGGCAGACGAUGCUGGACACGAUGGAGGCGCCCGGCCACUCGAGGCAGCUGCUGCUGCAGCUCAACAACCAGCGCACCAAGGGCUUCUUGUGCGACGUGAUCAUCGUGGUGCAGAACGCCCUCUUCCGCGCACACAAGAACGUGCUGGCGGCCAGCAGCGCCUACCUCAAGUCCCUGGUGGUGCAUGACAACCUGCUCAACCUGGACCAUGACAUGGUGAGCCCGGCCGUGUUCCGCCUGGUGCUGGACUUCAUCUACACCGGCCGCCUGGCUGAUGGCGCGGAGGCUGCGGCGGCGGCCGCCGUGGCCCCGGGGGCCGAGCCGAGCCUGGGCGCCGUGCUGGCUGCCGCCAGCUACCUGCAGAUCCCCGACCUCGUGGCGCUGUGCAAGAAACGCCUCAAGCGCCACGGCAAGUACUGCCACCUGCGGGGCGGCGGCGGUGGCGGCGGCGGCUACGCACCCUACGGGAGGCCAGGCCGGGGCCUGAGGGCUGCCACGCCCGUCAUCCAGGCCUGCUACUCGUCCCCGGCCGGGCCUCCGCCGCCGCCCACCGCCGAGGCGCCGUCGGGCCCCGAGGCCGCGGUGAACACGCACUGCGCCGAGCUGUACGCCUCGGGCCCCGGCCCGGCCGCCGCGCUCUGCGCCCCGGAGCGCCGCUGCUCCCCGCUCUGCGGCCUGGACCUGUCCAAGAAAAGCCCGCCGGGCUCCGCGCCUCCCGAGCGGCCGCCGGGCGAACGCGAGCUGCCCCCGCGCCCAGACAGCCCUCCCAGCGCCGGCCCCGCAGCCUACAAGGAGCCACCGCUCGCCCUGCCGCCCCUGCCGCCGCUGCCCUUCCAGAAGCUGGAGGAGGCCGGACCGCCUCCGGACCCAUUCCGCGGCGGCGGCGGCGGCGGCGGCAGCCCGGGACCCGAGCCCCCCGGCCGCCCCGACGGGCCCAGCCUCCUCUACCGCUGGAUGAAGCACGAGCCAGGCCUGGGCAGCUACGGCGACGAGCUGGGCCGCGAGCGCGGCUCCCCCAGCGAACGAUGCGAGGAGCGAGGCGGGGACCCGGCCGCCUCGCCCGGGGGUCCUCCGCUCGGCCUGGCGCCGCCGCCGCGCUACCCGGGCAGCUUGGACGGGCCUGGCGCGGGCGGCGACGGCGACGACUACAAGAGCAGCAGCGAGGAGACGGGCAGCAGCGAGGACCCCAGCCCGCCCGGCGGCCACCUCGAGGGCUACCCGUGCCCGCACCUGGCCUAUGGCGAGCCCGAGAGCUUCGGCGACAACCUGUACGUGUGCAUCCCAUGCGGAAAGGGCUUCCCCAGCUCGGAGCAGCUGAACGCGCACGUGGAGGCGCACGUGGAGGAGGAGGAGGCGCUGUACGGCAGGGCCGAGGCGGCUGAGGUGGCUGCAGGGGCCGCCGGCCUCGGGCCCCCUUUUGGAGGCGGUGGGGACAAGGUCGCUGGGGCUCCGGGGGGCCUGGGCGAGCUGCUGCGGCCGUACCGCUGCGCGUCGUGCGACAAGAGCUACAAGGACCCGGCCACGCUGCGGCAGCACGAGAAGACGCACUGGCUGACCCGGCCCUAUCCGUGCACCAUCUGCGGGAAGAAGUUCACGCAGCGCGGGACCAUGACGCGCCACAUGCGCAGCCACCUGGGCCUCAAGCCCUUCGCGUGCGACGCGUGCGGCAUGCGCUUCACGCGCCAGUACCGCCUCACGGAGCACAUGCGCAUCCACUCGGGCGAGAAGCCCUACGAGUGCCAGGUGUGCGGCGGCAAGUUCGCCCAGCAACGCAACCUCAUCAGCCACAUGAAGAUGCACGCCGUGGGUGGCGCGGCCGGCGCGGCCGGGGCGCUGGCGGGGCUGGGGGGGCUCCCCGGCGUCCCCGGCCCCGAUGGCAAGGGCAAGCUCGACUUCCCCGAGGGCGUCUUUGCUGUGGCGCGCCUCACGGCUGAACAGCUGAGCCUGAAGCAGCAGGACAAGGCGGCUGCGGCCGAGCUGCUGGCCCAGACCACGCACUUCCUGCACGACCCCAAGGUGGCGCUCGAGAGCCUCUACCCGUUGGCCAAGUUCACUGCGGAGCUGGGCCUCAGCCCCGACAAGGCGGCCGAGGUGCUGAGCCAGGGAGCGCACCUGGCCGCCGGCCCCGACGGCCGGACCAUCGACCGUUUCUCCCCGACCUAGAGCGGUCUUGCCGCCGCGUGGCCCCGGCCCGCGCCCCUAGGCAGCGGCGGCGGGGGCCACCAUCAGGCAGGCACACCGCGCCCGACGACUGUAGUAGCUGCGGCAGCGUCGCCGCAGGGGCGGCGGCCCCACCUGGCCUCACUGCUUUGUGCCUUA
Globicephala melas (long-finned pilot whale) is the source of this 2782-nucleotide messenger RNA. It is a transcript of the gene HIC1, whose product is annotated as HIC ZBTB transcriptional repressor 1. Gene Ontology annotation, biological process: regulation of transcription by RNA polymerase II. Gene Ontology annotation, cellular component: nucleus. The record is from RefSeq and is a predicted model, not a curated record. NCBI's taxonomy places the organism in Eukaryota, Metazoa, Chordata, Mammalia, Artiodactyla, Delphinidae. Gene Ontology annotation, molecular function: DNA-binding transcription factor activity, RNA polymerase II-specific; protein binding.